This is a messenger RNA of Triticum dicoccoides, 1989 nucleotides long. RefSeq names its product transcription initiation factor IIF subunit alpha RAP74 (gene RAP74). NCBI's taxonomy places the organism in Eukaryota, Viridiplantae, Streptophyta, Magnoliopsida, Poales, Poaceae. Bases 144 to 1811 code for a protein of 555 amino acids. Gene Ontology annotation, biological process: positive regulation of transcription elongation by RNA polymerase II; transcription initiation at RNA polymerase II promoter. Gene Ontology annotation, molecular function: DNA binding; RNA polymerase II general transcription initiation factor activity; TFIIF-class transcription factor complex binding. The transcript has 8 exons. The record is from RefSeq and is a predicted model, not a curated record. Gene Ontology annotation, cellular component: nucleus; transcription factor TFIIF complex.
GUUAUUCAACAGAGCCGAACCCAUCUCCAUUUCAUUUUGCGAAUCACCCUCGGCGAGACCCGGACCCGGACCGGAGCACCAUCCGUCUCCGGCAUCUUAACCCGCCGUCCGUGCCCCGUCGCCCACCGCUCAUCCCCGCCGCGAUGGGGAGCGUAGACCUGGUGCUGAAGCCGGCGUGCGAGGGCUGCGGCUCCACGUCGGACCUCUACGGCACUGGGUGCAAGCACACCACGCUCUGUAGCUCCUGCGGCAAGUCCAUGGCGCUUUCCCGCGCCCGAUGCCUCGUCUGCUCUGCGCUCAUCACGAACCUCAUCCGGGAAUACAAUGUGCGGGCAAAUGCCAGCACAGAUAAGGCAUUCUCUAUUGGAAGAUUUGUAACUGGUUUGCCGCCAUUCUCAAAGAAAAAGAAUGCUGAGAACAAAUGGUCUCUUCAUAAAGAAGGCCUGCAAGGACGGCAGCUUACUGACAAAAUGCUGGAGAAAUACAACAGGAAGCCAUGGAUUUUGGAAGAUGAAACUGGUCAAUAUCAGUUUCAAGGUCAUAUGGAGGGAUCACAGUCAGCAACAGCUACAUACUAUUUGUUAAUGUUGCAUGGCAAGGAAUUUCACGCAUUUCCUGCUGGUUCCUGGUAUAACUUCAGUAAAGUUGCGCAGUACAAGCAGCUGACUCUGGAAGAGGCCGAGGAGAAGAUGAAUAAGAGAAAGACUAGUGCAACUGGUUAUGAACGUUGGAUGAUGAAAGCAGCUACAAAUGGGCCAGCUGCCUUUGGUUCAGAUAUGAUGAAACUUGAGCCUGCUAACGAUGGGGAAAAAGAAAGUGCUCGUCAUAAGAAGGGAAAAGAUAAUGAGGGUAAUAAUUCUGAUAAAGGUGAGGAGAAUGAAGAAGAGGAAGCCGCUCGUAAAGAUAGGCUCGGGCUCUCUAAAAGGGGCAUGGAUGACGAUGAGGAAGGUGGAAAAGAUCUAGAUUUUGAUUUGGAUGAUGACAUUGAGAAAGGUGAUGACUGGGAACAUGAAGAAACAUUCACCGAUGAUGACGAGGCUGUGGAUAUCGACCCAGAGGAGCGGGCAGAUUUAGCUCCUGAAAUUCCUGCUCCACCUGAAAUUAAGCAGGAUGAUGAAGAGAAUGAGGAAGAAGGUGGCCUGAGCAAGUCAGGAAAGGAAUUAAAGAAGCUGCUUGGUCGUUCUUCUGGACAAAAUGAGUCGGAUGCCGAUGAUGAUGAUGAAGAAGAUGAUGUAAUACUCCAUUCACAGAGAUUUAAUAUUUAUUUUUAUUUUAUUGAUAAGGAUUUUUUUCUUCCCUUAUUUCAGCAGGAUGAUGAGUCAUCUCCAGUCCUUGCUCCAAAGCAGACGGAUCAACCAAAAGAUGAACCUGUUGAUAACAGCCCAGCCAAACCUACACCUUCAUCAGGACAUGCUCGUAGUACACCUCCUGCAUCGAAAUCCAAGCAAAAGAGGAAAUCAGGUGGUGAUGAUGCCAAAGCAUCUAGCGGUGCAGCUUCAAAGAAAGCAAAGGUGGAAUCUGAUACAAAAACAUCAAGUAUCAAAGAGGAGACACCAUCUUCCUCAAAACCUACACCAAAGGCCUCUGCUUCAUCAAGAAGUGUCAAUGUAUCUCCUGUGACAGAGGAUGAGAUCAGGACCGUUCUUCUUGCAGUGGCUCCUGUCACUACACAAGAUUUAGUCUCCAGAUUUAAGUCUAGACUACGAGGUCCAGAGGACAAGAACGCCUUUGCUGAAAUUCUGAAGAAAAUUUCGAAGAUACAGAAGACUAAUGGCCACAACUAUGUUGUCCUUAGAGAGGAUAAGAAAUGAUCAGCUCAAAAGUGGCCAUUUCCUUCAUUGCGAAGUAUCCUCUUGUGUCUUCAUGGGGAUAAUAGUUUUGUACUGUAUUAUAGUAUUAGACGAAUUUGGUCUUCUGACAAGUAUGUGCCGAACUUCUACCCUUGCUUCUACUAGAAAUCAAAUAACUAGUUAGUGCCUUUUCGGAACC